Miscanthus lutarioriparius is the source of this 954-nucleotide messenger RNA. NCBI's taxonomy places the organism in Eukaryota, Viridiplantae, Streptophyta, Magnoliopsida, Poales, Poaceae. The record is from the annotation of a GenBank genome assembly.
AUGGCCUUCUCUUCGUCACUGGCGCCCUUCUUCGCACCUUCUGGAACCUUCGGAGCCCAUCCCGCCAAGAGGCUCCGGGCCGAUGCACCCGGGAGGUUCGUGGCGUCCUCCUCGCCCCCUCCUGACGUCGUGGUGACGCGGGAGCAGGGAAAGAACGCCAGGCUCAUCGUCGCACUGGAAAAGCAUAAUAUACACUCUCUGGAACUUCCUCUUAUUAAGCAUGUUGAGGGCCCUGAUACAGAUAGGCUUUCAGAUGUCCUACGUAAUGACAAGUUCGACUGGAUUACUAUAACCUCUCCUGAGGCAGCUGCAGUGUUCCUUAAGGGAUGGAAGGCUGCUGGAAGUCCUAAGGUGCGAGUAGCUGUUGUUGGAGCAGGAACUGCAAGUGUUUUUCAUGAAGUAUCAGAAUCUGGUGAUCAAUCUCUUGAGGUUGCAUUUUCACCUUCCAAAGCUUUAGGUAAAGUCUUGGCUUCAGAGCUUCCAAGGAGCAAUGAGAAUUCAUGUAAAGUAUUGUAUCCUGCAUCUGCAAAGGCUGGCCAUGAAAUUCAGGAUGGGCUAUCAGAACGGGGAUUUGACGUGACACGACUGAAUACAUAUACAACUGUUCCUGUAGAAGAUGUGGAACCACUAACAUUAAAUCUUGCUAUAUCAGCUCCAGUUGUCGCGGUAGCUUCUCCUUCUGCACUGAGGGUGUGGUUAAAUCUUAUUUCAAAAGUUGAUAACUGGAACAACUCCAUCGCUUGCAUUGGUGAGACCACUGCAUCAGCAGCGAAGAAAUUGGGCCUGAAGAGCAUAUAUUAUCCAACAACCCCUGGACUUGAAGGGUGGGUUGACAGCAUUCUUGAGGCGCUCAGAGUCCACAGGACAUCAAAAGAGGUUCUGCUCUUUCCCUUGCGGCCCCAAAAUGUUGAAAACGGGCGGUCCCUUGUACCGGACGGCGGAGCUGCAUCUUGA